This is a messenger RNA of Moneuplotes crassus, 2129 nucleotides long. The record is from the annotation of a GenBank genome assembly. NCBI's taxonomy places the organism in Eukaryota, Ciliophora, Spirotrichea, Euplotida, Euplotidae.
AACAACAUGAGCGAAUCUGAACUAUUUCCUGAAGCCACUAAAUUCACAUAUGCCAACACUGAUGGAUACCAGAAAGACAGAAUAUUUGAUCCUUACACGUACAGACACAACUACGAUGAGGACCAGUUAGAGACUCUCUUGUCUAAAUAUGUAACAGAGCUCUUAGAUGUACAUAAUGAGUCAAUCAAAUUUAUGGAAGCGGCUCCGGAAAAUAAGUUAUUAGCCAAGUGCAAAGACAGUAUUGAAUUUGGCAUCCAUAGGAUCCGGUCAUUGAAAGUACUCAUCAGCGUCACUCAAGAAAAUUUAAGAAAUUAUUACAGUGCUGAAGAAGAGAUUCAAGAGUUGCCGAUUGAUUCAGAAUUCAAAAUCAUUCAAACUCAUGAGAAUUCUGAUUCUGAAUCUGAGGAAGAAAAAUUCGAUAGAUCAGUUGUGAUUGACCAAGCCGAGGAUGCAAUUAUGAGUCCUUUAGCUUUGAAUGAUGGCAUUCUGGCCUUGCCAGAAUACCAUCCAAGGGUUAAAGUAAAAUAUCUUCAGAAGUUAAUAACAGGAGAGAAGAUUGCAUCUAUCCCCUCGGUUUAUAUAACCCUAGCCUGAAUUGUCAAAAUGCUGGAAAGAAUUAAGGUUGAAAUGUACAUCUUAGAAAAUGAAGAGUGUGGUACUAGUCAAUACAAGAAUGUGUUUAGCUGGACAUUAAAACUAGCUAGCAUUUUUGACUAUUAUUAUGCUUCUUUAAAAGCAAAGCUGAAGAACCCAUUUUAUGGGAAAGAAGAAACUGAUGAAAUUCAGGAGCAUUUUGAAUUCGUUGAAGUCCUGGAUGAAAUCGAAUAUUAUAAGCUUGCAGAUAAAGGAUAUCAAGAAGCAGGAAGAGUUUUAGGUGUGGCAUCUAAAUGUUGAAAGCAUACUAGCAUGUGUAGGCAACUAUUUUCUUUAGCAGGGUGGCUACCAAUGUACUACUUUUUCAAACGUAAAGAAGGAGCUGAUAAAGGUCUUUAUUUUAUGAACACCUUAAAUAAAGAAAGAUUUCAAAGACUUAAUAAAUGGCCUCAGACUGGCUUGGUAAAAUCUAUAAGUAAAAUCACAUCUCCGAAGGUGAAAGUGGAGGAAAAAAUUUUUGUUCAAAUUUCUGUUAAAGAUGAGCUUUCAUAUAAAAGAAAUAUAAGCUCAUCCAAAACUCCUCAGAUGUGUAAAUAAAGAUCUUGAUCUCCCCUUCCGAGUAAAGAUGAAGCAUUAUGAUCCUGAAGAAUACCUUAAGAUUCGUAUUACCUCAAGUGAAGACUGGGACACUGUGAACUGGAAGAAAGGAAAGCUAAAAUCCCCAGAUUCAGAGCCUGUCACUCUUCCUGCAGCUAUUCUUUAUAUCCAUGGAGGAGGAUUUAUUGGUGGUUCAACUGGAUCUUAUAGAAAUGUUUUAAGAAAGUAUGCUACCAUGACUGACUGUCCAGUCUUCUCUGUUGAUUAUAGACUAGCUCCUGAAUAUAAAUAUCCUACCCAGGUUAGUGACAGUUGGCUAUGAUAUCUCUGGAUAAGAUACUAUUCAGAAAAAUACCUUGGCGUUAAAUUCGAAAAAAUAAUCGUCGUUGGAGAUUCAGCAGGAGGUUGAAUUUCUUUAGGAGUCUCUCUACUUGCUAUCCAAAAAGGCUGAAUAAGUCCAGAUGGACUCAUGCUUUGUUACCCAGGUGCUUGAGGGAAUAGGAAUGAGUUCUAUCCUUCCUGAUUACUUUCCACUGACGAGCCGUACCUUAACACAAUGUUUAUCGAUUUUUGAUGAACAUUAUUAUUUGAUGAUGAGAAAAGAAGUAGAGAAUUCAUUUGUUCACCUAUUUAUGCUCCUCGUAAAUUACUAAAGAAGUUACCUCCAAUGAGAGUAGGAAUCCCAGCCAUCGAUCCACUUAGAGAUGCUGCCAUAGAACUGUUCAGGAAAUGAAUAAAAUCAGGAUGAGACGUAAAAGGAAAAAUUUACAAGCAUCUAUUUCACGGAUAUCUAGAAAUGGAUGCCUUCCCAUUCUAUAUGAAGGACUGAGAACUUGCUUUUAAUGACUCAGUAGAAUAUAUUUUAGAGUUGAUAGGACCUGGUCUCUAUUUCAGUUAAAAUGCCUUGGUUGUUUUUAACAUAAAAUUCAGAAUAUCUU